This is a messenger RNA of Penicillium brasilianum, 4759 nucleotides long. The record is from the annotation of a GenBank genome assembly. NCBI's taxonomy places the organism in Eukaryota, Fungi, Ascomycota, Eurotiomycetes, Eurotiales, Aspergillaceae.
CACAGGCACCGAUUCCGAUAAGGGGAGUCAGAGUACCCUUGUAGAAAGCGGCGGGGCCCUCCUUCUUGAAGAUCUGGGUCGCGCAGUCCAAAGCACUCUUAUACUGAGAGGUGGUCUGCAGGCGGACCUUUACGAUAUCUGCGAUACCGGCGUUAGAAAGGCUUCAUAAUGGGCGGGAGACACUUGUGCGCCGAGAGCCACAAACCAAAAGGUUGGCCUGUAAUUGUGAGCGUUAGCAAUUGCAUACAUGGGAUGAGUCUGGAGUUUUAGCGUCGAGGCCGAACAAGCAUCCAAUGCGACUUAGGCCUCAUCAGACACUCUCAUCCGUUUCCCGAAGCGCAGCCCACUUACCCAGCAGAACUUGAGCCAUUCCACCAGCGGCGCCCGCGGCCAAAUCCUUGACGGUGCGGAGGGCAUCGGUGCUCUUCUCCAGAUCGUCGAAAGCUUCAGACUCCAUGAUUUCCGGACCAAUCAGAUAGUCGAUAUUGUCGCAAUGGAAAGAAGAGAUGGUUUCUCCAGAUGUCUCCAGGUUUGUCCGUUUAUAUCAGGAACCAGGGACCUUAUCGUGAUGGCGCCAUCUGCAUUCUGAUUCGCACGCAGCGCCGACUUGCGGGAAAGCGGAGGGGCCUUUGCCGUCGGGAAACUUACGUAAGCGCGGCAAAAAAAGCGCCUACGAACAAUUCGGAAAAAGUGGAGUCCGUUCGGAGAUCCGCUGGUCAACUCGUGCUUGACUACUGGACUCCGCUGGAUUUUGCUGGAUUCCGAUGAGGAAAGCUUGUCAUAAUUACAGCUAUGCACCGCCGAGUAGUCUGGAGGCUCUCGCGCCGCGUUGAUUUAUCGUUAUCCACCUCCUCAUCCUCGCUGACUUUACCGUGUUCACGGACAUUUCGAUCAUGCGCAGUCCGAUCAAAUUCUGAGAAUGGCGCCGGAGACGGGACUAGUGAUGGUGCAGCGUCAAGCUCACCAUCGCCGGCGCCCAAGUUCGGAAAUCGAUGGGGUGCCAGACAGUCCUCCAAGCCAACGGGUCUAAGCCCAGCAGAGCAGGCCUUGCGCGACGCCAUCAUGGCCAAGAGCAAGCCGCCUCCUCCUCCUCCAGAAGCACCGAAAGGGCCAUUUUCUGAAAAGAGGAUACCUGGGACACAAUUUUACGUCAACAACCAAAGCAAACAAUCCUUUGCCCGCUCCUCGAAUCAGCCCGUCGACCACCAGCAUAUGCACAACAGAGUCCCUCGGCACUUGAAGAAUCCCCCCCGGGCAGGAACUGGACAACAUCGAACUAAUCGCGAAUGGACCUGUCAAAGCUGCACUAGUCUUGUCUUUGCGCGGCACAAAACCUGCCCGUUCUGCCAGACACCGCGACAAGAUCCUCCUCGGCCUCCCAGGCAGGAACAGCCACGAAUGAAACGGGACUGGGACUGUCCCGGCUGUGGACACCAUGUGUUUGCGAGACGUGACGCGUGUACCUCAUGUGGUACCCCGCGGCCUGACACGCAACCCUCGGAGACACGUUCGUCGAGGGAGGAUGGUGCACGUAAUGGCAAGCUGCGCAGUCUUGGCCAGUCCAUUCUUGCCGACGCCCGCGAGGAAGAUCCAGCUCUAGCUAGGGGAUCACGAAAGACACAAUUUGAUCAAACGAGUCAGCAAGAGAAACCAAACCGAACACCACAAAGUGAAGGCCGUGAGGCUCGUGGGCGAAACGAGACGAAAAAGGAGAACGAGAAGGAACUCGACAAGAAGGAUCAAUGGUCUUGGGAUAUGUCUGCAUUGGAUCAGCUGGAAGCUAUUGAAAUGCAGCAGCCACCCGUUGACACGCAGAAGAAACCCAAGAAACGCGACGGACGGAAAGACCGCGGGACAUCGGAUGAGGGUGAUUUCGAUCCCGAGGACCGUAACCGUCGUCGUGAGGAUCGCAAGCGCCAGAAGAAGGCGAAGGAGGAGGUAACUGCCAUCCCUCUGCACCUUCCCGAGUUCAUCAGUGUCAGUAACUUGGCCGAUGUCAUUGGCGUACGACAGGCCGAGUUUGUGGCCCGCAUGGAAGACAUGGGCUUUGAGGAUGUGACCUACAAUCACGUCUUGGAUGCGGAGACCGCUGGUCUGGUGGCCGCCGAAUUCAACUACGAAGCCAUCUUCGAUACUGGUUCUGAGGAUAUCGAGGCUGCACCGGUGCCUGUCGACACAUCUGACCUACCUCCUCGCCCACCAGUGGUGACGAUUAUGGGACACGUUGAUCACGGUAAAACUACCAUUUUGGACUGGUUGCGAAAGUCGUCCGUGGCAGCCACCGAGCACGGUGGUAUCACUCAGCACAUCGGCGCUUUCUCCGUGGCCAUGCCUUCUGGCAAGACGAUUACUUUCUUAGACACCCCGGGUCAUUCUGCAUUCUUAGAGAUGCGCAAGCGUGGUGCUGAUGUGACUGAUAUUGUCGUUCUCGUUGUGGCUGCGGAUGACAGUGUCAAGCCACAGACCAUCGAGGCUAUCAAGCACGCCACGCAAGCCAAGGUCCCUAUCAUCGUCGCGAUCAGCAAGAUCGAUAAGGAAGGGCGUAACCCCGAACGAGUAAAGCAAGAUCUGUCGAUCCACGGUGUUCACGUUGAAGACUACGGUGGUGAUGUCCAGGCCAUUGGUGUUAGCGGUAAGACGGGUGAGGGCAUGAUCGAGCUCGAGGAAGCCAUCGGUGUCCUUUCGGAGAUGCAAGACCAUCGUGCCGACACGACCUGCAACGCCGAGGGCUGGGUCAUCGAGGCGACUACCAAGAGCUACGGUCGUGUGGCUUCUGCUCUCAUCCGCCGUGGUACCCUCCGCCCUGGCGAUGUCAUUGUUGCUGGGCAGACUUGGGCUCGCGUGCGGACACUUCGUAAUGAAGCCGGUCUGUCUAUCGACGAAGCCACUCCCGGCAUGCCAGUUGAGAUCGACGGUUGGAGAGAUCAGCCUGUUGCCGGAACGGAGAUUCUGCAGGCUCCGACUGAGCAGAAGGCCAAGGAUGUUGUGGCAUAUCGCCAGGACCGGGCAGACACCCAGAAGCUCGGUGAGGAUAUGGUUGCCAUCAACGAGGCCCGACGAGAGCUCCAUGAGAAACGCAGGCAGGAAGAUCAAGAUUCGGAGGAGGCUACCCCUGUCGAGUCGUCCGGUCCGAAGGCCAUCAACUUCAUUCUCAAGGCCGAUGUGGACGGCUCCGCCGAGGCCGUUCUCAACUCGAUCGCCGCCGUUGGCAACAACGAAGUGUACGCGAACGUUCUGCGCUCCGGUGUCGGUCCCGUGACCGAGUUUGAUAUCGAACACGCUGCCAGUGCCAAGGGUAAAAUUAUCUCGUUCAACAUGCUCAUUGACCCCAACAUGGCCCGGCUAGCCGAACAGGAGUCUGUGGACAUUAUGGAUCAUAACAUCAUCUACAAGCUCAUCGACGAUGUGAAAGACGUUUUGAGCGAGCAUCUCGCACCUACCGUUACUCAGCGUGUGACUGGUGAAGCCGAGGUUGGUCAAGUGUUUGAGAUCACCGUGAAGGGUCGUGACAAGACAUCUAUCGCUGGAUGUCGUGUGCGUAACGGUUUGAUCAACAAGACCAAGAAGGUCCGAGUCAUCCGCGGCAAUGAGACCGUCUACGAUGGCACCAUGACCUCUCUGAAGAACGUCAAAAAGGACGUUACCGAGAUGCGCAAGGACACCGAGUGUGGUAUCGCCUUCGAAGGCUGGACCGACUUCGCCGUCGGCGAUCAUAUCCAGUGUUAUGAAGAGAUCUUUGAAAAGCGUCAUCUGUGAUCUGAGCCUUGAUGCUCUUCGGUUUCACAGGCUUUAUACGACAAUCAGUCGUUGUAUUUUUAGCCUUUGGGCGGCCAUUUUCCCCCCUUCUCUCAUGUCUUUUAACCUUCAUCUUUGUACUAUAUGCCCCCCUUCUCCACAUCGACAUGGUUUGCAUCCUUCAGGCGUUGUUCGAUAUACAUCACACCAUUUCUGGAGACAGUUACACUUGGAGAUGGAGAUAGAUGCAGUCAUAAUUCAUGUACAGUAUAUAGAGCUGAAUUUCAUCCAGCAAGCUUCCUGACCCAACGUAUAUACGCCAUUUCUCAUAUGCGUCGAAUAGUUUGUCCGUCGUUAUAGUUCUUACUUUGCCUUCCACCUCACCCUACCAACCCACUUGGCCCAAUCCUGUACAUCUUGCCUCGCCAUAAUCCGAUUGACAGUAUAAUAUUCCCGCGCCAGCUCUUCAUUAGUCGCCAUACGAUGCACAAAGCUAUGACAAGCACGGCACAACCACGCAACGCUAUUCAGCGUCCACUCAUCAUGCCACCCCCUCUUCAGCACUUUAGCAUGUACCCCUCGAGGAAUGAGAUGAUGAUACGACAGCGGGAUCCAGUCGCGCUCACAGAUUUCGCAUUCCGCUGUGCGCGUGGUGCUCCAUACCGGCGGCGCACUGGUCACACUUGUAGUGUACUCGCUGAGUAUCGGGGAGAGGAAAUCGGGGAGGUCGUUUGUGUCCGGGACUAAACCGUAGGCCGAGAGGGUGUCUGGCACCGUGCCGGGGAUGAUAGCGCAGAGCGAGUCGAGGGUGGUGCGGUCUAGAGGUGUAUCUGCGUCUUCGGGGACGUAAAGCGAUGCUAGUUGUUGGUCAUGCUGGAUUGCGGCAUACGAGAGGGUUCGAAGGGGCUCGGGGAAGGAGGUGAAGGUUUCCGUCGCGAUGAACUGUGGUGAGCUUGCGAGUCAGCUUUGAAGCUUCAUUUGGACCCAUCUCGAAGCAGCAUCUGCACGGAACUCGAGAGAAGGA